AGAGACCUGUGUGUGUAUGGGAGCGCAGGCAAGGGUGUGUGUGUGUGUCUCUCAGACUCAACAAGCUUGUGAGAGCCUCUUGUAGACGCUUAUGUGUGUACACACACACACACACACACACACACACACGCACACACGCACACUGGCUGAGGAAACUUUUCUGGAAAAGGUGGCAUUUAGGAGAUUGCUUCUUUCAACAGAUGGAGUUUUACUGGAGCAGCUCAGUGGAAUACACACAUUCUUGAUCUCUCUCCGGCUCUUGCACACACACACACACACACAAGAACACAUAGUCUCAUACACACAAACACACACACACACACACACACACAGCACGGGAGUUUGGAUAUGAACCGUAGAAGUGUCUUUGAAGUUUUCUUCAGUCUCAAAUCAGGACUUUUGCAACUGAGGAUUCAGCAUGCCUACUGAAGACUACUUGUUCUCGUCCUCGGAUGUGCUGUCCCCGCUGCCGGAGAUCGCCGGAGGCGGAGGGGCGGUGCUAACCUCGGUGACCAGCCCAAUCAGGAACUCUCUCGCCUGCGGCCAAUCCCACCAAUCCCGCCACCACCACCACCGCGGCGGCAUGAUGGACUCCUCCCACUCGCACCACGCCGACCGGCCCGUCAGCUACAGCUCCACCUCCUCCUCCGCCUCCUCGCGGGACAGCCACUGCUCGCUGGGCGGCCGCUCCAUCCUGGGGCCCGCCCCCGAGCGCGACCGCGACGCCGGCGCCAUCCGAUUGGAGCUGGUGCCCGCCCGUCAACUGGCACUGGGCGAGGAGGAGGACGGCGAGAGGCGACGGGCGCCGACGCAGACGCAGACGCAGACGCAGACGUCGGUCCAGACGCAGAGGCGCGCAGACGCAGACGCGGACGUAGACGCACACACGCGUCGCGCGGGCGGAGGCCAGACGCCGGAGGGGGACGGCGGGCCCAAGGUGGCGUACGUGGACCGGGUGGUGCAGGAGAUCCUCGACACCGAGAGGACCUACGUGCAGGACCUCAGGAGCAUCGCACAGGACUAUCUGGACUGCAUCAGUAAUGAUCCACGCUUACUGCUGGGGGUCGAGGAGAGGACAUCACUGUUUGGAAACAUCCAGGAGAUCUACCGUUUCAACAGUGAUUUACUUCACGACCUGGAGAAGUGCAAUGCAGACCCCGUGGCCAUCGCUGAGUGCUUCGUAGCAAAGAGUGAGGAGUUCCAUAUCUACACACAGUACUGCACUAACUACCCGAGGUCUGUGGCUGUGCUGACUGACUGCAUGAGGAAUAAGAGUGUGGCCAAGUUCCUGCGUGAGCGACAGGAGUCUCUCAAACACUUGCUGCCUCUGGGCUCCUACCUGCUCAAGCCAGUGCAGAGGAUCCUCAAAUACCACCUGCUGCUGCAUGAGAUAGCCAACCACCUCCCUAAGGACACAGAUAUGUACGAGGUGGUGUUGGAGGCCAUAGACACCAUGCAGAGAGUCGCCUGGCACAUCAACGACAUGAAGAGGAAGCACGAACAUGCCGUACGCCUGCAGGAGAUCCAGAGCCUGCUGACUAACUGGAAAGGGCCGGAUCUGGUGGGUUACGGAGAGCUGGUUCUAGAGGGAACGUUCCGCAUCCAGCGGGCCAAGAACGAGCGAACGCUCUUCCUGUUCGACAAGCUGCUGCUCAUCACCAAGAAGAGAGAGGAGACGUACACGUACAAGGCACACAUACUGUGCUGUAAUCUGAUGCUGGUCGAGGUCAUUCCUAAAGAACCCUUAAGCUUCAGCGUCUUCCACUACAAGAACCCCAAACUGCAGCACACUGUCCAGGCCAAGUCCCAGCAGGACAAGCGUUUAUGGAUCCUGCACCUGAAGAGACUCAUCCUGGAGAACCACCCAGCUAAGAUCCCCGCCAAGGCCAAGCAAGCCAUUCUAGAGAUGGAUGCAGCUCAUCACCCAGGCUUCCACUACAGUCCUGAUGGAGAGAACAAAAUGUCCGCCCAUCCCAAAGAAGGACCCUCCCCCCGUCGGGUCCGUAGGAAAUCAGAACCUUUGUCCAAACUGCUGAAGAACUCUAAACAAACUGUGGCCAGUCCAGAUAUACAAAAGCGCUCCAGUUUAGGCGCUACUUUGCUCACUCCUGUGAUGCAUCUGGGCUCCAUUGGUCGGUCUCGUAGCCUGGUCAGCCAAUCACACGAGUCUUUGGACCCGUGUGACCAUGGUGACCUGAGUGACAGAGAGGAUGCAGAGGGACCUCACCAGCAGGAUGCUGAUGACGAGGAUGAAAGUGGAAUGGGCCCGGGGAAGAGGCUGAAAGUACCAGGCAAGAGUAGCCGAAAACGGCUGAAUCCUCAAGUGUCUGUGGAUUGCAUCGACCGUCUCAGAGACCACAACCAUUCAGACCUGCAGACGGCUAAAGAGUCUCUCCAGAUGGACCCGAGCCACGCGCCCUCCCUGCGGGUGACCAGUCCCCCCGAGUCGCCCGGCGAUGCCCACGUGGGGAUGCCCAACAUCUGGGCCGACCACCGGGUCCGCCGCGCCAUGUUCCCCACGCGCCAGCAGACCAUGCAGGUGGACGACGACGAGGACAUCUACCAGAUGUUCAUGCCCCCGGAGACGGGCUGCGAGCAGGAGAGCGACCGCGAGUCCAACGAGUCGUCGUCCGGCGGUCGCCCCGGGCGACCCUGCAGCUGGCACGUGGAGCAGACGACCGCGACGUCGACGAUGUCGUCGUCGUCGGCCGCGGCGACGCUGCACUUGGACCUCCCGGCCAGAGGGGGCAGGAGCGUGCUGCGGAGGGCCAGCAGCGUGGGCGAGCACGGGAGCGAGGCGAACGGCAAACCCCGCGGCGGUGGUGGCCAGGAGGACGAGCAUCAGCACAGCAGCCACGGCGAAUCCUCCAGCAACGAGAUCUCGGGCUCGUCGUCGGCCGAGCAGCUGACCAUCGACGACAUCGAGAACGUCUACGACAACAUCAGCUUGGAGGAGCUGCAGGCCAUGGGGCUCGUGCGAAGGGAGUCGGACGCCGGCGGUGGCAGUAACAAGCCGGCCCCCUCGGGGGCGCCACUGGUCAAAGGCGGGUCGAACCCCGCUGUGGUAGAGCCCAGUGGAACGUUGCCGUCCGAGAAUAAUCGGUCCUCCACCAAGGAGGGGGCACCUGCGGACUCGUGCGAGCUGAAGAUAGUCGAGGAAGAGGGGAUCUAUGAUACAAUCACGUUCAUCGUGCCUCCUCUGCCUUCCCGAGGACCGAAAGCGGAAGCGGAAGCGGACUCGAUGCUCGGACACGACAGCGCGAUCCUCAGCUCCGCCACGGACCUCUCCAUCGACGAGAGCUUCGGGCUGGGCGUGUCCGCCUCCGAGGAGAGCCUCCUGCGACUGACGGACGACGACCGCUCGCAUAUCAGCACGUCCUCGUCAUCCGUCCUAGCGGAAACAGGCCCCUCUUUGUCGUCCACGGCAACCUCGGAGAAGAGCGGUCGACAGCAGCAGCAGCAGAAGCAGCAGCAGAGGCGUCCCAGCGCGGCGUCCGACCAGAUGUCGGAGCAGGUGGACGCCAUCUGGAACGACCUGGAGAACUACAUCCGCAACAACGAGCGCAAGGCCGACAAGCUGCCCGCCGCGUUCCCGGUGUCGGCGCACGACUCGGCCGCCAAGUGCCGCUCGGCCACGUCCUCGCCCCAGAAGAAGCCGCUGUCCAAGGCCAACCCCAAAGGCGGCAACGCCGGCUCCACUCCCCUGACGCGCUCCAUGAGUCCGCCCUGCACCUUCAAGAUCCCCAGCCUGAAGAUCCCUGAGCUGCGAAGGGAGUACUCCUUCGAGGUGGACGAGCCUCCGUCUCUGACCCCUGCUGGUGCCCCUUCACCUUCCGCAGCGCCCCCGAAGAAACCCGACCCCUGCGCCGCGCCCAACCCCCCCAAGAACAGCACCAGAGCGCCCCCGCUGAAGUCCUGCACAUCUCAGCCGCUCCCCAAAUGUUCCGAGCCCGUCCAGCCCCUCCCUCCGAAGCAGAAGCAGACUCCGCCCCCUGCCCAGACCCAACAGCCACUCCCUCCCAAGCCCAUCCAGAGUCAGGCGCUUCCGCCCAAACCUCCGCUGAUUCAGACUCCGACCCAGACUCAUCAGGCUCCCCCAGCAGCAGCAGCAGCAGCAGCAGCUGCGACCAAAACUCACCAAGUAACCCCGACAACAACAACGACAACGACAGCCCAAACGAGUCACGUUACACCAACAACAAUCGGCCAAACUCACCAAAUCGCCCCGACAGCACCAACAACAUCAACAACUACAACGACAACAAAAACAGCACCAGCCAAGGUAGUGCAUCCUAUCCCACCAAAACCUACUCAAGCUCAAGCUCAAACUCGGCCAACAACCCCGCCAACCCAGCCUCACCCUCCCCCAACAACACCCUCCCCAUGCCAGCCUCACCCUCCCCCAACAACACCCUCCCCAACCCAGCCUCACCGUCCCCCAACAACACCCUCCCCAACCCAGCCUCACCCUUCCCUAACAGCACCCAUCCCCUCCAUCAACGUCACCGCAGUCAUCCCCGAGCCCCCUCCGGUCGGCACCGUCAAGAGCAUCCGCAACAAGCUCGCCCGCCUGAGCAGCGGAAGCUUCCGGAUGGACGACGAGGACGAGCUGGGCGACCUGUGCACCCCCAUGGCAUCAGGGGUUGGCGGCGCGCCGACACGGGACACCAUGCAGCGGGACCUCCACACCCUCUUCCCGGGGCUGGAGGGGACGCUGUUCCCCCCGGACAUGCUGCUCGGGGAGGCCAGCGACCAGCUCCUGGGGGACCUGGAGGACAAGGGCAAGAACCGCGUGUUCCUGAUGGCGCGCCAGUACAGCCAGAAGAUCAAGAGGGCCAACCAGCUGCUGAAGAUGAAGAGCAUGGACGUGGAGCCCAGCUGCAUGCGCGCCAGCGCCAGCCCCAGCACCUCGCGCUCCAAGCCCAAGGACCUGGCGGCCAUCUUGGAGGAGAAGAAGCAGGGCGGAGCUGCUAUAGGAGCGAGGAUCGCAGAGUACUCCACUCUGUACGACCAGGUCAUGUUUAAAGAGGCCCCGGGAGCAUCGGGCUCUCAGAGGGCCCUGCCAGGGGGGCGACUGUCCGUGCCCCACGCGCCGCGCCUGGCCUCCUCGCCCUCCCUGCCCGAGAGCGCCACCCUGGAGGGCGCCUGGCUGAGCUGCACCUACAGCAACGGCGAGCUGGCCGACUUCCUGUCCUGGACCCGCGAGAUCCCGGAGCAGCAGCGGUCGGAGCUGCAGCAGGUGCACACGUCCACCCCUCAGAAGAAGAUGGCGCAGGCCAGCUCGGUCCCGGCGCUCAAGAACCUGCCGGCCUCUCCGUCCAGCCCGCCCAAUCAGCGCUGGAGCACGUGCGUGUCCACGCCCACCAAGGAGGAGGAGGAGGACGACGAGGACGAGCACAUCUACGCCACGCUGGGCCUGACCACGGCCGCCGCCGCGCGCGCCCUCAAAGACCCGCCCUACACCCGCUGCCAGUCCUCGUCCUCGUUGGCCGAGCCGCCUCCCGAGAAGACCAGCGGCGCCGCCAACGGCAAGCAGGAGGUGGCGGGGUCGCGUGGAGGUCAAGCGGCGAACGGGCGGGGUCUCGGCCCGCGGCAGCACAGCUUGCCCGAGUGCCCCCCGACGACGACCUCCGACCUCACCCUGUGCGACUCGCAGCAGGUGCUGGUGCUGAGCCGCGGGCAGCAGCCGCUGGGGACGGUCACCGCCACGCAGAACUACCUGGCCAACUUCCGCGACAACGGCGGCGACGACGACGAAGACGACUACGUGGAGAUCCGCUCGGAGGACGAGAGCGAGGCGGAGAGGCGGGACGUCUGCAGGCGCCCGUCGCUGGCCAAGAGUCUGCCCUGCAGCCCGGUCAAGAGACACGGAACCCCCGGCGGCGGCGGCGGCGAGAUGGGCCGAGACCACCUGAACGACUACAUGUGGAGCGACGCGGAGGCCCACGAGCAGAGCCUGGCUCAGCAGAACAUUGUCCAGUCCCUCCGCGAGAAGUUCCAGUGUCUCAGCUCCAGCAGUUUCGCCUGAGGGGGGCGCUCUUCCCAACGCACUACAGCCACCAUGCCACCCAAGAGCAGAACUGCUAUAGGGGCAUACUGUAUAUGGGCUACACACACACACACACACACACACACACACACACACACACACACACACACACACACACACACACACACACACACACAAAUACACACACACACAAAUACACACACACUCGCAAAUAUACACAUACACAUACGCACACACACACACACACACACACACACACACACACACACACACACACUUAGGAAAGAUAUUGGGGACAGAGCAGCACAAAUUACACAAGACACUACUAGAGAACAUCCAAAAAUACUCACUUUACUUACACAUGUGGUGGUAGUACACUGGCGCCACAUACCGCGUUUUCCAGAGGAAUAUACUUAUAGCAAAGGUGUUUGGACAAUCUAGUGUCCACAUGCUAGCUAAGACACAUGGGAAUGCGACACAAGACACAAUAUAUAAACUACAAAAUAAAAACCAAACUGCAUAUUUCAGGCCAAAUACACGACAUUGCACCUCAAAUAUAACACACGACUGAUGGCACACAGACACCUUGACACUCAGCCUUCGGUUAUCUGGAUGAGACACGACACGGUAUAUCUUUUAGACACACUCAAACCCAAAUUUUGCUUAUGCAAUGCAAGUAUUAGGAUAUAAUAUCUGCUAAUUAUCAGCUUUCUGUUUGUGUUUGUGUGUGUAAAAUAUGUAUUUGUUGUGUCUUUUAUUUAACUGUUUACUUUCUCACAGUAUCUUAAUUUGAGACAUCCUCACAAGAAGUUCUCACUCUCUACGCCACACACACUCACACAUAUGCACACACACACACACACACACACACACACACACACACACACACACACACACACACACACACACACACACACACACACACACACACACACACACACACACACACACACAAACACACACACACACACAAACACACAAAAAGAAAGAUGUAUAUUUAAGGACGGGAUCUGCUAUUUCAGUUGCAUAUUUCAUUGCAAACAAAACGUAUCAAAGAUUGAGACACUUGGACUUGGACUCUUAAGACUUUGUAUCAUUUGUCAGACAUUUGCAAGGGCACCUAAGCCAGUGAAUCCUACCUGGUCUAGAAGUCGGUGUAAGUGAUACACGCGUGGUUUUAAAGGGACGAGGCUUAAAAAAGCAGUUUUAAGCUGUAGUUUUAAUUCACUCAAUGGCCUGUACAUAGAUGCUAUAUUAGAUCUCAUGUUGUAAGCCAAGCUAGACUUGGUACUCUAUCAGAUGCAAUCCUUAAACAAAAAUGCCUUUUGUGACAGGAUCAUUUUAACGCCUCUUUGGGGCUAGGCUAUAUAGCACACUAUUUAUCAGCUGAAGUUUUAAACAAAGAUUUUAGCGCUCCUAUUUAAGUGACUGAAGAUCCCCCCCCUCAUAGAAUCGACUUGAGUAGGAAUAUUUGACAAAGGUGACUCUUACCUCUUAAUGUACAACAGUAGACUUUGUGCAAACGUGUGCAUCCACCUAUGGCAUAAAGAACAGUCAGGUCAGCUUAUUAACAAAAAAAAAAACCUGAAAAAACUUAAAAACUAAACACAGAAAACAAACGGACUGGGUCUCUGCGCCAUUGUAGUGCGUCAGUUUUAUCAGCCUGUGUCUGCUCUUAGUCUUGCUCAUUUUAGGGUAGAGUUGGGCAGUAGUAGGGCAGUUUUUAUCGCAAAAAGACGCAGUCUUUUAGACCAUCUCCGCAGCCUCGCCUUCACGCCUGAAGCGUCUUUGUGCAGUUAGGAGGGGGUUACCCUUGUAACACUUUACAGAUACCCGUGAACUAAAUAGUCGCCAUCUAUUUUAAACUUUGUGAUCUAGAUAGCAAUAUUUUUUUAGGUUGCUCCAAAUUGUGCGUAGUUUGACUGGAGUAGGCCUAUACGCUCUCCAAGGCAGUACUUGUUAAAGCGUUCUACUUUCCUCUUAAGUGUUAGCCUUCCUGAGGGACCAGGAGGAUGGAGUAGGUUGGAUGAAGGUUUACGUCGUCAGAUGUUUUCUGAUGCAUCGUCUGCUGCGGCUUUUUCCGUUGUUGUUGAUGUUGAUGUUGUUGUGUUGUUGUUUUGGAUCUGUUCCUGUAACAGUCCCCUCCCCUUCCAACAGUCACACCAUUGUUAAAGUUGCUGAUCACCAACCUCCUGUUGACACAACUCCAACCAAAACACUCAGUGGUCACUUUCUUAAUGUUCUUUCAAACCCACACACACACACACAUGCAUGCAAUGCACCCUUAUUCACAUGGUGUAGUUUGUGGUGGUCUGGCUGGCUUCAGACUCCAGACGUGGCUUGUAUUUUGGUGGCACUGUGUCACAGCCCUACACACACUAAAUGUAAAGGUCAACUUUUGUUUAAAGUUAAGUCACACAUUGACUGUUUUCAUCUCCAAAAUCAUGUAGCUGUACACUGCAAUUCUUUUCUAAGGAUGUUCACACAAUCUGGUCACUUCUGGUUUGAUACACACGACAUAAUGUCCCACAGUUUAGUUUUAAUAAAUUGAAAAUGUAUUUAUUUACGUGAAAAAAAAGCCCGGUGCCCUGGAAUAGAAUCCAUAACCCACGUUUGUAAAUUAAAAAUAAAUAAUACCGACAAAUAUUUAUUUAAUAGUUUUCCUCUUCAGUAGUGUGACAAAUUUGGUUCAUGUGUUGACUGUGAAUUUUACCUUUUGUUCUUUAAGCACUGUUAAAGAUUUGUUUUUAUUUCUUUUUUUUUUUACCAUUAUGAAAUAAUACAUUUUUAAAUAAUAGCAAUGUCAUGGCCUACUGUUAAUAUCAAUGUAAAUAUGCCAAACACAUUGGAAUAUGAUAUGAAGUAUGUUUAUUUCUCAUGGUUGUUUUCAUAUGUACAUUUUGUUUGAGUUUCACAGGUGGGGACUGUUAUCCUUGGUUUAAAUCACCUCUUUUGCACUUUUUUCAUUUUUAUCAUUUUAUCAUUUAUCGUUUUGUUAACAUUUUGUAAAGAUGUACAUUUUAGGAUUGUUGGUGUCAUGCUCUAGGUUUGCUCCGCAAAAGAUUUAAAGUUUAAAUGAAAUGUACUGUACUUUUUUAACUGCCUAGUUGUCAUUGCUCAAGAAAGAAAUGUAUUUGAGGCAAUAAAUAAAAGCUGACUUAAAAUUA
This is a messenger RNA of Sardina pilchardus (European sardine), 9177 nucleotides long. Its product is annotated as pleckstrin homology domain-containing family G member 1. Lineage: Eukaryota; Metazoa; Chordata; Actinopteri; Clupeiformes; Clupeidae. The record is from RefSeq and is a predicted model, not a curated record. Gene Ontology annotation, molecular function: guanyl-nucleotide exchange factor activity; small GTPase binding. The coding region runs from base 419 to 6028 and encodes 1869 amino acids. The transcript is spliced from 17 exons.